AUGACACUUUCCAUGGAGCCCGUGCCGCCUCCGUCGCACAGCUCGGCCGGCAUGGCGCACGCGCGCGUGGUGCGCGAGGACAGCAUGGACCGCCUUCACCAGCUCGCGUCGCACCGCCCCGUGCUGCACCGGCGCCACUCGCACAACCACUCGCGCCAGUCGCCCAAGUCGCUGCUGCAAUCCAAGCCCGCGACCGCCGCGCACCGCCUCGUCUUCAUGCGAAACUACAAGCAAGGCUCGCCUUCGCAAACUCUGUCGCAUGGCAGUCCCACGGCCGUCGCUUCACGUGGCGACAGCAGCAGCGUCGGCAUCGGCACGCCUCAGCCGUCGCAUCACAGCCGGUCCACGGACAAGCCUCCGCAGGCGUCGACUCAGAGCGCGGAGCCCACGCCGCUGAAGGAGAUCCGCCGGCAGCACAGCUGGCCGCUGCCGCCACAGCCGUCCUCGUCAGAGGCGGCGGCGCCAGCGACGACGGCGACGACGGCGACGCCGGCUGCGACGGUGACGACAGGACAGCGAGCGGCACCAACGUCGUCGGUGCUGCGGCAGCCCGCGUGCUCGAUGGUGGAGUGCAGCGCGCGAGGGGGGUGGAGAGCGCGGCGGGAGGAGGAGGAGGAGGAGGAGGUGUCGUCGUGGGCGUCGUCCGUAGAGGAGAAGCCGCUGACGGCGGCCGCCGUGCACGUGGGCGACAAUCGCAAGUACGACAUCGUCGCCGUCGGGUUCUGGCUGGCGGCGCUGCAGCAGGGGUGCCCGCUGGUGAAGCUGAGUCGGCGCAGGCCCGGGCGAACGAAGCAGCGCAACUACUUCGUCUACGUGGAGCGCACCGGCGCGAUUCGUUUGCAGUGGGACAAGCCUCGCCUGUUCUCCAUGGGCUCGUCCGCACCAGUGCAUCUGUACGGCACGGAGGCGACGGACACAUUCGCGAUGGAGUUCCGCAUGUACACGUCGGAGGGGCAGAUCAUGAUGCGCGCGCACACGGACGACUGGUUCCAGAUCUGGAUCAAGGGCAUGCGCUCCAUCAUCGAAUACGCUAAAGUUCUCUCCUGGACUCUUCAGAUCUAG
This is a messenger RNA of Closterium sp. Yama58-4, 1062 nucleotides long. The record is from the annotation of a GenBank genome assembly. Lineage: Eukaryota; Viridiplantae; Streptophyta; Zygnematophyceae; Desmidiales; Closteriaceae.